Molecule: messenger RNA, 642 nt
Organism: Acanthosepion pharaonis
Lineage: Eukaryota; Metazoa; Mollusca; Cephalopoda; Sepiida; Sepiidae
Source: the annotation of a GenBank genome assembly
AUGGAUCUCAAGCUGUUCGUAUCUAUCUAUCUAUCUAUCUAUCUAUCUAUCAUUCUAUCUAUCUAUCUAUCUAUCUAUCUAUCUAGUUCAGGCUGUUGGUAUCUAUCUAUCUAUCUAUCUAUCUAUCUAUCUAUCUAUGCAUGCUCUCACUCUCUCCCUCCCUUUCUGUAUCUAUUUAAUUUUCUCUGUCUCUUUUUCGCUGUUUUUCGCUCUCUGUUACUCUCAACCUUCCUCCCCUUUUCCCUUAAUAGAGCCCUUCCUCCCCCCUCUCUGUUUCUCAUAAUAUCUCUCUUUCCUCUUAACCACUGUCUCGUUUUUCUUAAUCACUCCCUCUUUCUUUCUAGCUGCUCCUUUAAAUGUCUGCUUCUCACGUCUUUUCUCUCUUUCUCUUCUCUUAAUUUCUACUUCUUACUCCUCUCUCUCUUUCUGUAUCUCCUGAUCUCUCUAUUGUUCUUAACCUCUCUCUCUCUCUCUCUUUCUCAUAAUCAUUACAUCUCUCUAUUUCUCUUCAUAUAUGUCUCCGUUUUUCACAAUCUCUCUGUUUCGCUUAAUCAUGUUGUAUAUCUUAACUCCCUUCUCUCUGUCUUUUUUUCUCUUUUGUAUAUCUCUGUUUUCUUUCUCUUAACGUCUGCGAAAGAAUGA